This is a messenger RNA of Nannochloropsis gaditana CCMP526, 304 nucleotides long. RefSeq lists its product as uncharacterized. Gene Ontology annotation, molecular function: ATP-dependent chromatin remodeler activity; ATP binding. The annotation marks the transcript as partial. The record is from RefSeq and is a predicted model, not a curated record. The transcript has a single exon.
GUUUCCAUGUUUGAAUUUCAACGGUCGACGUUACAGUGGAUGUUGGACCGGGAGCGGGGCCCAAGCCUGAACGAGUACUUCUGGGAGCGCCGGGCCUGGAAGGACGCGGAGACCGCGGAGGAAUGUUUUUACUACUUCCCCGACGCGGGGGAGCUCCGGUUGGAGAAGCCUCCUCACAGGACGGGAGGAGUCUUGUGCGAAGAGAUGGGCCUGGGAAAGACGGUAGAGUGCUUGGCCUUGAUCCUGGCCAACCCGCUGGCGGCUGAAGGGGGGGGGUCGGACGAGCGGGGCGCCAGCGGGGACG